AUGAGGAUCCUAUCUUGGAACUGUCGGGGGCUUGGGAACAAACCGACAUUUCGAGUCUUGCAGAGACUCAUCCAUUCAGAAGGUCCAGAUGUGGUUUUCGUUACGGAGACCAGGUUACAUGAGGCCGAGAUGUUACGACAUUGUGGGAUUGGAGGACUUUCAAAUUUAUUUCCAGUAUUGUGUGCGAGAGGUGGGAGAGGAGGGGGUCUUUGCUUACUUUGGGGGACGGAUGUGAAGGGGAAGGUGAUUAAUGCAUCUCUAAACCACAUUUUGCUUACUUUAGCCGUUUAUGGAUUUCCAGAGGUGCAAAAUAAACAUCGAACGUGGGAGCUAAUCCGUAGGUUGAAGCCUUCGGACUUAGCCCCACUUUUUUGCAUUGGUGAUUUUAAUGACAUACUUUCCCCAGCUAAUAAGCUUGGUGGUGAUAUCCCGGAGAUGAGACAUUUGCAACUUGUUAAUCAAGCUUGCGUUGACUGUGAUCUUCAUGAUGUUGGUUUUUUAGGUGCUAGAUUCACUUGGACUAAUAACAGAGGGCGGCAAAAUUCAAUUCAGGAACAUUUGGAUUAUGCGCUAGUGAAUCAAGAGUGGGCGGCGAUGUGGCCUGUCAUGCAAGUUUCUCAUAUCAUAAAACAUAGGUCUGACCACAACCCCAUCCUGCUUAGUUUCCUUACUCGCAAAGGCCAUAGGGAGUUGAGGAGGACUCAUUUGUUUAUAUUUGAGGAGCUUUGGCUUCAGGAAGGUGAUGAAUGUGCUAAGAUUGUGGCGGAAACUUGGUGCCGGUCAAGAACUGAUUUCACCUAA
Molecule: messenger RNA, 801 nt
Organism: Lotus japonicus
Lineage: Eukaryota; Viridiplantae; Streptophyta; Magnoliopsida; Fabales; Fabaceae
Exons: 1
Coding region: 1-801 (266 amino acids)
Molecular function (GO): catalytic activity
Source: RefSeq, a predicted model, not a curated record